Molecule: messenger RNA, 1824 nt
Organism: Drosophila serrata
Lineage: Eukaryota; Metazoa; Arthropoda; Insecta; Diptera; Drosophilidae
Gene: Doa
Product: CDC like kinase darkener of apricot
Biological process (GO): protein phosphorylation; regulation of RNA splicing
Cellular component (GO): nucleus
Molecular function (GO): protein serine/threonine kinase activity; ATP binding
Source: RefSeq, a predicted model, not a curated record
AUGCAGGCUCCACGCCCUGUCACUACGCCCAGCACUGCCAGGAAACAGUAUCAGCCUACGGGCAAUGCAACAUCAAUAUCCCAGCAACCGUUGGGCACCCCCACCAGUCAGAAGCGAACCCACCAGGCGGGCAGGUCGGCCGCCAAGGAGAAUUGUCCGGCACGAGUGGGUCAGCGAUCCAGCAAGAAUUACCCGGCACCGCAACCGCCUCUGCCAGCGCGCAGGCAGGUGGCCAACAAUGAUCUCACCAAUGGAGGAGCCAGCAAGGCCACUCCUCUGGCCCAGCGCCGUCAGCUGCCGGCUACGCCCAAGCUAAGCCUGAAGCAACAGCGCAACGGGUGCACUCACAAUGGAGAGGGAGCUGGCUCCUCGACUGGGUCCAGUGAUUCCCACGACUCUCCGCGCCUCAAGAAGGCCUUUUCGAACAAGUUCCCCCAGGGAUUGCCCUUCGAGGAGGAGUUCUACGGUCGCAAUCGCUCCUACUCGCAAUCCUCCAGCAACUAUAGUUUCUACAGCUCCGUGGGUGCGCCUACCACUCCCCACGAUGAUGACGAUGACGACAGGGAUGUGGUACAGAAUGGACGUGCCCACUGUGAUGAGGAUGAUGAGUUCCAAAGGAAGCCAGCCACUGACGAGUCACUCUACGUGGACUUCUCGAAAAUGGUGCACAGCCACCAGCAGCGUCAGUAUGUGCCGGCUAGCUCCUGGAUAAGAGCCUCCCCGGAUGAGGAUGAGCUGAUCAGGACCAAGACAACAAGUCAGUUAACCCCUGCCCAGCAGCGAAGGAGGAACAGCAAGUAUGCCCGCUCCAUGCACGAGUAUUUGUACAGCGAUGAGACAGAACAGGCGAGGACCAAGCAUCGUCUCUCCGUGGUGGAUGAACCAGAGGAUGGCUACUACAGCUAUGCUGCGGGAACGCCAGAGCCACACCCUUCGCCACCGCCUACGCCCAGGACGGACAUCUAUGUGGCCGCAGCCUCGUGGGCGCCCAAGCCGCUCUAUCCCGACCGCGUGCUGUUGCCCCCGGCGGAUGGUAACAACAAUCACCAGAAGCACCACCACCAGCACCAGCAACAGCAGCGUCGUCGUCCAGAGCACUUGGGGUCCACGACGUGUGAGUAUAAUUUCGAUGACAGCAUCUCAUCCCGCCGACGCAAGGAGCGCUCGAAGCGGUCGCAUCGCAAGUCGCCAGCCUCGAGCCGGCGGCAGCAUAAGUACCGAUAUCGGGACGAGGCCUCCCAUUCGAGCUCCCGUCGGAGGCACCGCGACCGCCCCAAGGACGAGCGCGACAGUGGCCGCCAGAAUCGUCAGUCGCAGGCUAAGCGUUAUCUGGAGAAGUCCCAGCAGGUGGCCGAUCACUUCGAGAGCUCCCAGAUUCCCUGCUACAUCAAGAUGCGUGAGCUGCCGGCGCCACCGUGCGUCGAUCACUGCCGGGAUCUGAUCUUGGCUAGCUGUCCGCUGCGCUUUAUGCCAUACACCGAGGACUGGAUAGUGGUCGAGUACUUUGCAGAUCAUGAUAGCGAUUAUCUAUUUAGCCCCGCCAAGAUUCAGUUCUUUCGGCAGUUGGAGCAGAAGCUCAUCAUCCGGCAUGCGGCGAAAACGGCGAAUGGCUUUGGCCUGGAAACGGAGCUGGAGCAGCUGCAGGAGGAGGAGGAGCAGUCUGAUGAGGAGUGUGUACCCAUCACCCGUUGCCUGCUACUGAAGCGGCAGCGUAAUCACUUCGAUCUGGUGGCUAUCUGUGAUAUGCCCUGUGAUAAGUAUGCCGGCGAUAAUUGGAUCGUUGAGGAGUACUUUGUGGACCACAAUGACGAUUAUCUACACUAA